Molecule: messenger RNA, 1443 nt
Organism: Guyanagaster necrorhizus
Lineage: Eukaryota; Fungi; Basidiomycota; Agaricomycetes; Agaricales; Physalacriaceae
Product: acid protease
Exons: 8
Coding region: 1-1443 (480 amino acids)
Biological process (GO): proteolysis
Molecular function (GO): aspartic-type endopeptidase activity
Source: RefSeq, a predicted model, not a curated record
AUGGCUCUCGCGUUCUUUAGGAUCCUUGCUGUGUCUCCUCUCUUGUGCAGCGCGUUCCCGGCUACAACACCCCGUCUAGGCGUUAGUAUCCCCUUGUCGAAACGUGCAUCGCAGCUUUCCGUUAUAGAAGUCGUCGACCGCGAUUUCCUCAAUGCACAGGUCAACAAGGUUCAUAAUCAUAAUAAAAUGGCGCGAGGUUUCGCAGCAUAUGAGAAGAACACAGAGGAAAAGUGCACCCCAGUAGCACCAAGCGCAUUACUCGACGGAGCAUUGGAGCCGAUGCACUGCAAGAUAAUUCUCAACUUCGUUGGUACGGGUCCAUUCAAGUUGGAACCCCUGCUGUGGAAUUCAUUGUGGACUUUGAUACCGGCAGCAGUGAUAUUUCCUGACUGCGAUUCAAGCUGUGAUAUGCAUAUGAUCUACAAUACACCCAGCAGCUCUACAGCCAAGGAUCAGAACCAGAAGUUCAACUUGACUUGUGGUGACGGUUCAGCUAUUGAAGCGAACGUCUUUGCAGACACAUUCACUAUCGAAGGGCGUAACUCACGUUUGCAUACUUGGCAGGGAACCCAUCAAGCUAUUGGAGCAGCAGCGAUAUACUCCUCCCAGUUUCUCGGAACGGCCUUCAAAGAAUUAUCCAUCUUCGGUGACGACCCCAUGUUCCAAACUCUUGUAAACCAAGACGUAGUGACUACGCCAGAAUUUGCGUGUGACCUCAGUGCCUCUGGCGGUGGGGAGUUGUUCUUGGGUGGCGUCAACACGGACAAGUUCACUGGGUCUUUCACCACGAGUCAAGGAUUUUGGCAGAUCAGCAUGGAUUCCGCAAAUGUCAACGGAAAAGCCGUGGUCGGGAACUUGUCUGUUAUCAUUGAUACCGGAACUAGAUUGAUCGUCGGAGACGCAAAGAGUGUCUCUGAAUUUAUGAAUCAAUCAGUGGUUCUAAAAAUGCUUCGCAGAUCACUUCACCGCAUUCCCAAUAUUCGUUUAACUUCCCGGUGGAAAGGCAUUCGAUUAGUGCGGAUACUUUCAAUGGAGGUCAAGUUGAGCAAGGACCAUCUGAUUGCAUUGGCGGCAUUACCGGUCAAGAUAUCGCAGACCCGAAUGGACCGUGGGGGAUGUCUUCCUCCAGAACGUAUACGAUGUUAUAGGCUUUAUGGCGAGAUCUUCUUCGUCAUGUUGUUUAAAGCCAUUAUUCGGUUCGGCAACGACACGCUAUACUACUUGUUCGACUUUGAUGCAGACCCGCUUAUCAAGUUCACGGAGAGGUAUGCCACACUUCAGGCAUUUAUGGAACGGGCAACACUUUGGAUUGGAGGGGACCAGCAAAUUUUUUCGGUGACCCCAUUUGCAGAGGCGGAGAUAAUGGGAGGGCCAGUUCCAGUCAGCAAGUUGGAACUUGACUGGGAUAUUGAAGAAGAAGCAUUGACCUUUGGUUGUACCUAG